Molecule: messenger RNA, 3448 nt
Organism: Oreochromis aureus
Lineage: Eukaryota; Metazoa; Chordata; Actinopteri; Cichliformes; Cichlidae
Product: centriolar coiled-coil protein of 110 kDa-like
Exons: 14
Coding region: 208-2685 (825 amino acids)
Biological process (GO): centrosome duplication; regulation of cytokinesis; centriole replication
Cellular component (GO): centriole
Molecular function (GO): protein binding
Source: RefSeq, a predicted model, not a curated record
AGUUGAGCAUAGUGAUGAAGACGAUCGAACCGAGAUUGAGGAGAGAAACGUGAGGCUCACCGAUAAAGCCUCCAGUUUGUGUUUCCCUGCGACAUCUGUCCGUGUCUGACAGUCCCCGCUGGAAGACAGGAGGGCGAUAUUAGUGUUUCUCCACUGAGUAGCUGGGCCACGAGGCUACAUGGUGUGUGUGUCCUACUCAGAGUGUGGAUGUGCGGGUGUCCAGAGAUGGAAAGCUAUGAGGAGUUCUGUCUGCGGAGUCUGGCCUUAUUGCAGGAGGAGGGGAAAUUCAAGAAGACUACAUGCGAGCCAUCAUGUUCCCUGAAGGCUCGCUCUGUCAUCCACUUCUAUGGCAGAGCUGCGCUUUCGCCUCUGCUGAAUGCAGAGCAGCGGAGCGAGAUGUGUGGCUACAGACAGAGGGCGGUCCAACUGGAAGUGGACAGACAGAACCAGCAGAGGAGCAAGCUUUUGGCCAGGAUUCAGGGCAUUCUGGAUCAGGCUCAGGUGCUUAAAGUACCAGAUGAAGAGGUUGACAAGUUGCCAGUUUCUAAAUCUGCAACAGUCAACGGCUACACUCUGGUCACUGACUCGCCUGGGCUCCCCAAAGAUGCUGGAUUUGGGGUUCAGACAAAUAGUCAUUGUGCCGCUCCAUGCUCUGAGAUUCCCGUGCUUAAUGGUUAUAAGGCAGCGGAGGAAGUGAAGGUGGAUGCCCAAGAGAAGAGUGAGGAGGAGGAGGAAGAGGAGGAGGAAGAGGACAUUAGUUUGGACAGCCUUCUUAAGAGAUCAAGGGAGUAUGUGAAGAAAGAGCAGAGUCAGCAGGGAUCAAAAGCUGUCCGCGCAAUGACCCAGUCUCCCCCACCUGAGACUGACUCUGUCAGUGAAGAGAAGAGCUGCAGCCCUGUGACGGACACAGGCAUUCAGUUUGGAUUCAGUCUGCACCACAGCCCUGUCGGCCCGCCUCAAAUCCAGCAUCAAGUACUGCGUGACUCUAGUCCUCAAAAGUCCAUCUGCCUCUCACCUAGUCUACCAGAACCAUUUUCUUGUCUCCCCAAUCCAGAGACCAGCAUAAGUCCUCGUCCACAGAGACGCAAACCACGCCCAGUUUCCACAGGCAACAUCCAUUUUUCAUUUCCUAUCGGCCCAGCAGACCUUAUCGCUCGAAGCCCAGGACGGUCAGAGGAAGCCAUUGGUGUGGCAGACUGGGGAGAUGCUUCAACGUCCCCAUCUCACUGGAGCUCAGUGGGAAUAGAGGGCAUCAGCCAGAGUGGCAUUCGUCGAUCCAGCCACUGUGGAACCAGUCCAGUGAAGGAGAACUGUAACCCUGUCAGUGCCUCGGUGCCCAGCUCAAUGGGCGAUCACCUGGCUGCAGGUUUUCGCCGGCGCUGCCACACUAUGGACAGCCAGCUGCAUACCUACCAUUCUGGAGCGGGGCGCAUAGACCGCAGCCAGGAACGCCUCCCUCGCUUCAUGGCAGGAGUUACACUGUUUGCUCCCAGUCGGCGCACAUCUGCAGCCCCUUUAAACCAGUCGUAUGAUGUAGAGAAUCCUUCACUGCCUCUGCUGAGGCCCUGUGUGACUCCUGCAGACGAGUCUCCAGGGCCAAACAAUGGCAGGAAAACACCGACUGUCAUCAGACAUGCAGCUGAAGCACAGGCCCGCAAGACAGAUGAUACCCAGUGGCGAGCGCAGGCUCUGGAGGACAUGCAAAGACGUCUUGAGAAGGAGCAUGCUUUGCAGAUGUCUCUGCUCCUCGCCGAGCAGGAGAAAGAGCAACAGCGCCUCCACCUGGAGCUUGAGGAGACAGAGAGAAGGCUGAAGGAGCAGGGGUCUGUGCGCCCUCUAAGUGUGGAUGCUUGUGGCUGGAAUCGUAGGUCUGCGAGUGACUGCCGUCCUAUCAUGAGCCCCUCGUGCCCGGGACUAAGUCCUGUCCACACACCAUCAGAACGAUCACCUGGACACAGUAUAGGUUUGCCCAGUCCUGUCCCUUCUAGUGCAUCCUCUCCAUGUCUUCAGCCUCCUCUUUAUCUGUGGGGUUCCACGUGGGGGGCGAACAAACCUCGGCCGAGGCAAAGUCUGGUUCUGACAGCAGAUCAGCAGAAAGCAUUUUGCAGAAUUGGUGCUAUCACUCGCGGCUUCCUCACACGCAGACUGCUUAAAACAGAGAAAGUCAAACACCUCUGCCAAACCAUCAUGGAUACGCAGGAGUUCAUCCGUUCAUUUCAAACUGAAGCUCUACAGAAGAGAAGCACCUACACAGCACAAGAUCUCGCCCUGCAGGAGAGAGUUAGAGCCCAGUUACGUGCAGCCCUGUAUGACAUCCAUGACAUCUUCUUUGAAAUGCCUUUGGAGGAUCGCUUAGCAUUACUGCAGCAGGACAGAGAGCUCCGUGUGGAGAGGAAGCUACGAGACAUGGAGAAAGCCAAGUGCCCCAAAGAGAGAGUGGCUCUUUCUGCUGCCACACAGAGGUCUCUGGACAGGAAAAAGAAGGUUGGUGAAUCUCCAGCACAGACUAGGAAGAUGCAGCAGAAGCCAAAAAGCCCCACUACCAACAGAGUCUUGAAGCCAAGCCAAGGACAAAAUGCCUCUGUCCCAGGACAGCUUAACCGUCAGGGGAGCUGGUACAGAAAGACCCCAGAGGAGAGGGUGAAGCGCACGGAGAACCUGAAGAAGCAACACUCGCUGGGCUAAAGCAUGACACAACAUGCCCUGACCUGUGAACUUGAAUAUUUAGUCUUUUAAUACAAACCUUGUACCACUGAACUUUAGUCAGCGCUGCUAACCACAUGAUUGUCCUUCAGUUAGCUUUGGAAAUUCACAUGAAUGUAUUCACAGACAAAAACACGAUCACAGCGCUGUUGGUUUCUGUUGGUCACUGUUGGUCACUGUUGCUACUCGCCGAAAUAAUUAGUUUCAACAGCUGAUUGUUAUGAUGAAGGAAAGAAUAAGUAGCUGUAGUUAAAUGUAGGCCACAAGAAGCUAAAUUCAAAACACGUAAAAACAUUUCUGUGCCUAAGUACUCUGCCUUUGUUGUCUGUCAUGUUUUAGCAUGUAUAUAUUUAAUAUCAAGUGCUUAUAGCUGUAAGUUGCACACAGACAGUCACAUAAUGUAGUUGUCCUGAAAAUACAAUAUUUUAAUGUUUAUGAUUUGUUCCUUCAAGGGCUUUGAUUACCAAUUCGUGCACUGUUUCGUUCUUUAUGCUAAGUGUACUAUAAAAUGUAUAGUACUCUGAGUCUGACUGAGUCGUAUCAGGGUGUUUUAGUAUUUGGUUUAAAUGCCUAAUGAAAAGGAAAAAAGAUAAAUAUCUCGGUUUACACUCUGGCAUGCUGUUACGUUAAUGUAGCUUCACAUGACCACAGAUGCACAGCAGGCAUUCAGUGUGGACUUUGUUUCAGAAAUGACUGAAGACCGAGAAACAAUAUAAGACAUUUUAAUAAAAUAGUAUUUCUGAAA